This is a messenger RNA of Sitodiplosis mosellana (orange wheat blossom midge), 1215 nucleotides long. Its product is annotated as glutathione S-transferase 1-1-like. The transcript is spliced from 5 exons. Gene Ontology annotation, biological process: glutathione metabolic process. Gene Ontology annotation, molecular function: glutathione transferase activity. The record is from RefSeq and is a predicted model, not a curated record. Bases 209 to 847 code for a protein of 212 amino acids. Lineage: Eukaryota; Metazoa; Arthropoda; Insecta; Diptera; Cecidomyiidae.
UGUAUGUGGUAAAAUUGUGCGCGUGAUAUUUAUCCACACUUGUCUUUAUCUUUUGACAAGAGGCUCUUGUAUACAUAUACAUUAUCAUUUAUGACAUUGCCGAAGCUGGUGUUUUUGUUCAAGAGAAGCUAUUCUACGCUCAAAUUCUCAUUGAGCCGGCCAGAAAGUUAUUUUUCGUAGCAAGUAAAAGAAAAAGAGCUUAUCCAGAAUGGGUCUUGACUUCUACUACACUGUUGGAUCACCUCCAUGCCAUGCCGUUCAAAUGACGGCUAAGGCUGUGGGCGUUGACUUGAACUUGAAACCUAUCAAUUUGGCAGCUGGCGAACACUUGAAUCCCGAAUUCAUUAAGAUUAACCCACAACAUACCGUUCCCACAUUAGUCGACGAUGGUUUCGCUGUUUGGGAAUCACGCGCCAUUAUGGUCUACUUAGUCGAACAGUACGGUAAAACCCGAAUACUUUAUCCAUCUGAUCCAAAGGCGCGUGCCGUUGUUAACCAACGAUUGUACUUCGACUUGGGUACAUUGUAUCAAUGCUUUGCUGGUUACUUCUACCCACCAGUUUUGGAAAAAGUACCACACAAUCCAGACAAUUUGAAGAAAUUGGAAAAUGCCGUUGGUUUUUUCAAUACCAUCUUAGAUGGCCAAACCUAUGCGGCCGGUGACAAUUUGACUGUUGCUGAUAUUUCAUUGGUCGCAACAGUUUCAGCAUUGGAAGCUGCUGGUUUCGACCUCUCAAAGUAUCCAAAUGUGGUUGGAUGGUUGGAUAAAUGCAAGGCCACCACACCAGGCUACGAUAUCAAUGAAGCUGGUCUUGUUGAAUUCAAAAAAUUCCUCAACAGGAACUAAAUGUUGCUUAGCACACUCAUCAUACGCGGGCAGUGUACUGAAUAACAGUGCUCACACUUUUGGCGUAUAUCUUUUGGCGUGCUCACACUUUUGCACCACAAUUGCAAUAUGGAGCAAAUUUCACUUUGCCUUUUCAUUCAAUUAGUCAUUCGAAAUGACAUAGUUCGACUUUUCUGCUUAUUUUUCGUCUCGUCAUGCAUUUAAUCGAUUUUAAUGAAGAAAACCAAAGCAAUUGUCUUCCAAAAUUUAAAUUUCGUUCAAAUAUUUCAAAACAUUUCAUUGAAUACUUCCUUGAUUAUUGUCUAAUCACCUUAAACAAACCAAAGAAACAUGCAUUUGAGAAAUAAAUAAAUAUCUAACAAAAUAAA